CCAGAGGCUCCACGUGGGUGUCGGCAGUGCGGAAGAAGCGGCGGCUGCGGCGGCGUCGACAACCAUGGGCGGCCUGGAGAAAAAGAAGUAUGAGAGGGGUUCCGCCACUAACUACAUCACCAGAAACAAAGCCCGAAAGAAGCUACAGCUGAGCCUCGCAGACUUCAGGCGUCUCUGCAUCCUCAAGGGCAUCUACCCCCAUGAGCCCAAGCACAAGAAGAAAGUGAACAAAGGAUCCACUGCCGCUCGGACUUUUUACCUCUUGAAAGACAUAAAAUUUCUCCUCCACGAGCCCAUCGUCAACAAGUUCCGCGAGUACAAGGUCUUCGUUCGCAAGUUGCGCAAGGCGUACGGGAAGAGCGAGUGGAACACAGUGGAACGGCUGAAAGACAACAAGCCUGGCUAUAGAUUGGACCACGUUAUCAAGGAGAGAUACCCGACCUUUGUGGAUGCCUUGCGGGAUGUGGACGACGCCCUCUCCAUGUGCUUCCUCUUCGCCACCUUCCCCCGCACCGGCAAGUGCCACGUUCAGACGAUCCAGCUGUGCCGCCGGCUCACCGUGGAGUUCCUCAACUACGUCAUUGCCUCGCGCGCUCUGCGCAAGGUGUUCCUGUCCAUUAAAGGCAUCUACUACCAGGCCGAUGUGAUGGGGCAGCUUGUCACCUGGAUAACGCCGUACGCCUUCUCACACAAUCACCCGACUGAUGUGGACUACAGGGUGAUGGCUACAUUCACCGAGUUCUACACCACUCUCCUUGGCUUUGUCAACUUCCGCCUCUACCAGUCCCUCAACUUGCAUUACCCCCCAAAGAUUGAAGGCCAAGCUUCUAUAGAGCUGAAGCCGGAGGAUGGCGAGUCCUACGCCUUGGAGUCAGAGAGCUACAUGGAGAAACUGUCAGCUCUCAGCGCCAGCCUGGCCCGAGUGGUAGCAUCGAACCCAGAGGAUGAAGCAGAAGUGGAUGAGUUCCCUGUGGAGGGAGAAAGCACAGAACAACAGGAGACCCGGCAGAAGGAGCAGGAAGCCCUGGAGAAGCAGAAGAAGCUCUUUGAAGGCUUGCGCUUCUUUCUCAACAGGGAGGUGCCUCGGGAGACUCUGGCUUUCGUUAUCCGGUGCUUCGGGGGUGAAGUGUCGUGGGACAAGUCCGUUUGCAUUGGUGCUACCUACGACGGGACGGACCCGAAGAUCACCCACCAGAUCAUUGACCGGCCUGGUUUGGAGAAACAAGUGAUUGGCAGGUAUUACCUCCAGCCGCAGUGGGUCUUUGACUCCGUCAAUGCCAAGCUGUGCCUUCCGGUGGCGGAUUAUUUCCCUGGCGUGCUGCUGCCUCCACACCUCUCUCCAUUUGUUGCUGAGAAGGAGGGGGACUAUAUCCCGCCAGAGAAGCUGAAGCUGUUAGCCUUGCAGAGGGGCGACAAACCUGGAGAAGAGAGUGGGUCAGGAGAAGAGGAGGAAGGUGAAGAUGCAACAGAAGGCUCCGAGGAAGAGGAGGAGGAGGAUUCUGACAGAGAAGACGAGGGAAGGCUGAAGAAAAUGGAAACACAGAGGUCCCAGAGCCAGAAGAUGGAAGCACAGAGGUCCCAGAGAAAGAACCUCCCUGUGAAGGUGACAGCUGGCAAGGUGCUGAAGGAGGACCAGCAGCGGGUUGUGCAAGAGCAGCAGAGCGAGGAGAAACGCUUAGCCAUCAUGAUGAUGAAGAAACGGGAGAAAUAUCUCUACCAGAAGAUCAUGUUUGGGAAGAAACGCAAGAUCCGGGAGGCAAAUAAACUGGCGGAGAAACGCAAAGCCCAUGAUGCAGCAGCGAAACCAGAGAAGAAGAAAAGCAAGAAGGCACGACGGGAAUAAUGUGGCCCUCACGCCUCAAGAUCUACAAGAUGGACAUUUUGGGCUGCGUGUUGAGCCUCUCAGCUGGACGUGGGAACCACAGAAUUCCCCUCUUUCCCUCAGCCAUGCUUCUCCGAGGCAGGCAGUAGGCCUAGUACCUUGGCCUUGUCCACUUGGUUUAAAACAAAUCUGGAUUUUCCUCAGCUCCUUUUAGGGUUUCCUCAUUGUAUGAUGGCUGACAGCUGCCGCCGCCGCAGCCAAUCAGGACACGCUUCGUGGACUUUGGGGAGGGCU
Elgaria multicarinata webbii is the source of this 2116-nucleotide messenger RNA. RefSeq names its product pescadillo ribosomal biogenesis factor 1 (gene PES1). Gene Ontology annotation, molecular function: RNA binding. Gene Ontology annotation, biological process: maturation of LSU-rRNA from tricistronic rRNA transcript (SSU-rRNA, 5.8S rRNA, LSU-rRNA); ribosome biogenesis. Bases 65 to 1843 code for a protein of 592 amino acids. The record is from RefSeq and is a predicted model, not a curated record. NCBI's taxonomy places the organism in Eukaryota, Metazoa, Chordata, Lepidosauria, Squamata, Anguidae. Gene Ontology annotation, cellular component: PeBoW complex; nucleolus. The transcript has 15 exons.